CCCAUCUCUCUCGCUAUCCAUUUUUUUUACCCUUUACUCGGACUAAUAUUACUCUUAAACUCAUUUAGACUAAUCACUUUGUCACAUAGCUUCAAUUAUAUGUAUAUAAUAUCCUAUCUAAGUUUUUUUCUCUCAAAGUUUAUCUUUUUCUUCUAUAAAUAAGAUCUUCUUUUCCAAUUCUUUUCAAAUUGUGUCGGACCUAAUGGACUCAAGUGCUCCAACUCUGUUUUUGCAUCCUUCGUCCGAGAUUAAGGAUGAGAAAGAGAAUGGGAUAAGGGUUUUUGACACAUAUUUGCUGCAAAAACAAGCAAACUUGCCCACAGAGUUCAUUUGGGAACAUGGGGACUUACUUCACAAUCAUGAAGAGCUCAAAGAGCCACUAAUAGACUUAGAAGGGUACUUCAAAGGUGAUGAGGCUGCAACCAUAACUGCAGCCGAGCUAAUCAGGAAGGCUUGUUUGAACCAUGGUUUCUUCCAAGUCACCAACCACGGCGUUGAUGCAACUCUUAUUCAUGCUGCGCAUGAUCAAAUCGAUGCCUUUUUCAAACUUCCGAUCAGUGAGAAGCUAAGUGCUCGAAGGAAGCCCGGGAGCAUGUGGGGCUAUUCCGGUGCCCACGCUGAUCGUUAUUCAGCAAAGUUGCCAUGGAAGGAGACCUUUUCAUUUGGCUAUAAUGGAAAUGCCCCCAAAUCAGCUGUGGUGGACUACUUCAAAUUGGUCUUGGGUAAUAAUUUUGAAGAGGCAGGGUGUAUCUAUCAAAGUUACUGCAAAGCAAUGAAAGAACUCUCUCUCGUGAUUAUGGAACUAUUGGCUAUUAGCUUAGGAGUCGAGCGGUUCCACUACAGGAGAUAUUUCGAAGAUGGAAGUUCAAUAAUGAGAUGCAACUCAUAUCCGUCCUGUAAAGAACCCGGCCUCACUCUAGGUACUGGCCCUCACUGUGAUCCAACUUCCUUAACUAUACUUCAUCAAGACGAAGUUGGGGGCCUUCAGGUCUUUGCAGACAACAAAUGGCAAGAUGUCACGCCUCAACCCAAUGCCCUUGUCAUUAACAUUGGUGAUACGUUUGUGGCAUUAUCUAAUGGGAGAUACAAGAGUUGCCUGCAUAGGGCAGUGGUGAACAGGGAGAGAGAGAGGAGAUCACUGGUUUUCUUUGUGUGUCCGAAAGAAGACAAGGUGGUGAGACCUCCACAGGAUCUGGUUGACAGAGAAGGGCCAAGGAAGUAUCCAGAUUUCACAUGGUCGGAUCUGUUUGAGUUCACACAAAAGCACUACAGAGCAGAUGUCACAACACUCCAAUGCUUCUUUCGUUGGCUUCUAUCUUCCAAGCCAACAAACAGCUAGUUUCUUGGAUGCUUUUGAUCAUAUGUUAUUGGCUUCUUAUGCUUUGUGCUAUGCAAACCCUACCUCUUCCUUUCCUUUCCUUCUCUUCCUUUCCUUUCCUCACCUUUUCUCUCUCCAGUUUAUGUGGGUAUUAUGUAACGUGAGUAUGUGGGUAUUAUGUAACGUUAGUAGUAAGUGGGGUUAUUUCCAGCUACCACUUUUUAAUGUACAUGUUUUAUUUAUCGUCAUCUAGUCACUGUUCCCUUUUUAUGAAAAUAAAUUCUCUUUAUUACUUUUUCUCUUCAA
Molecule: messenger RNA, 1624 nt
Organism: Cornus florida
Lineage: Eukaryota; Viridiplantae; Streptophyta; Magnoliopsida; Cornales; Cornaceae
Product: gibberellin 20 oxidase 2-like
Exons: 3
Coding region: 203-1339 (378 amino acids)
Biological process (GO): flower development; unidimensional cell growth; response to light stimulus
Molecular function (GO): gibberellin 20-oxidase activity
Source: RefSeq, a predicted model, not a curated record